ACAAUUUUAGGUCAUUCAUUUGUUCGCUGAUAUUCGAGCUCGUUGCUGUAUCGCGCUUUUUUUUUUACUACUUACCUACUGUAAAAAUGUGAAUCGAAGGGGUUUUGGUUUCAAUUAUUCGCGUUCUUUGCUGUUAUGAAAUUUCGUGGUUGUUUGAUUAUUGUGAUUUUGAUCUUUGAACCAUUGGGAAUAUCAGCAGAAUUAAAAUUACAGCCUCCUUGGCUCCAAGUGAUUCAAUAUGUGAACGAAAAUUACAACGUGAAAUGCGAAGGAGAAGGCGAUAAAAUAUGGUUGAAUCCAACCGGACGUGAUGUGAAUACUGGAUCAAUUCCGGGUGUUUCUGCUGUGAAGAAACCUUUGGAAAAUGUUCUGCAGUUGAAAUUUAAUAAAAUUCGAAAAGAGCAUAAAGGGUUUUAUAAUUGUACGACGAACAUCAGAGGCAAGAAAUACAGCAAAGCAUUCGAACUAAUUGUGAUAAAACCAGCCACAUUUGAAAAUACCACCACAGAAAUAGUAGUAAAUGAAGGAACCGAAGCUGUUCUCGAUUGUUUGCCAGAUGGCGAACCAACCCCAGAAAUAUCGUGGUACUUUAACGAUGAACUUAUAGCUGCCAUGCUGCCAAUGUAUCCAUCAUCUAAGUACAGCAUGCAAGGGGUCUCUCUGAAAAUAGCUGAUACCACCUGGAAGGAAUCUGGAACGUACACAUGUCGAGCAUUUCAGAAAAUCUUACAAAAUAGAGAUGCCGAAUUAGUAUUUCGACUCAAAGUUCGACAUAAACCGGUUGCAUUGGAAAAAAACAUCACCGUGUAUGGAUUCCGAUCUGAGAGUCGAAACCUUACUUGCCAAGUAAUCGCUCACCCUACUGCGUAUUUCAUUUGGUACAGAGAUAACAAACCGAUUGAUCCGAAAAUUGACAAUUUGAAAAUCUAUAACGAGGAUAACAUUAGUAUAUUAGAGAUAUUCUACGCCAACAGCGGAGUUCUAGGAGAAUACAUUUGCGAAGCAGCUAAUCCAUUCGGAAUGCAAACCAUCAACAUCGAAUUACAAUCGAUUGAUAAACCCGAAACUCCUAAACUCCUAAUUCACGAUGUUUACCACACUUCGGUCAUCAUCAGCGUACAACCUUACCCCUCUUAUGAAUUCGUAUGCAAAAUGUUCUACACCGAGUACACGUAUUGCAGCUACGAAGAGAAAUGGAAAAAGGCCAAACUAAUCACCUGUAGGAAUAAAAAAAUCUCCAACACUAAUAAAACCCACUGUACCAUUGAUAAUUUAAAACCGCAGACGAAGUAUUCGGUCAAAGCAGAAUUAAUGAAUCCGGGAGGAAAUAGUAAUUCUUCGGAUGAGCUUUUAUUCAAGACGAGAAAAGAACCAAUUUUAUUAAGUUCGGCAACUAGAAUAAUCAAAUCGUAUUUUUUGUAUUUUAUUGUUACGUUUAUUAGAUGUACUAUUUUAUUUUAAGAAUAUUGUGAAUUCAAUACGCUUCGAGGUUUACCUGUAAUCAAAAUGAUUUUAUUAGCGAUGGGAUCGGAUUUUCUUUGUUAUUAUUACGAGAUUGGAGAUGUUAUUCUCAGGUCGUUCGUUCGUUUUUUUUUUUUUUUUUUUUGAAGCAGUGCGAUGGAAAAUUCGAUUGGUCAGUUCACAUUCCCAAGUUGUUUUAAAAUGUUGAAAAUAAAUAUAUUUUUUUACUCGUUUUA
Molecule: messenger RNA, 1697 nt
Organism: Planococcus citri (citrus mealybug)
Lineage: Eukaryota; Metazoa; Arthropoda; Insecta; Hemiptera; Pseudococcidae
Product: hemicentin-1-like
Exons: 8
Coding region: 136-1461 (441 amino acids)
Cellular component (GO): neuron projection
Molecular function (GO): protein binding
Source: RefSeq, a predicted model, not a curated record